UGUCAGCCAUUGGCCCAAUCUUGGGAGUCGGGUGGCGUCCUGACUGCUCUGCGAAUGCGACAGCACAUUCUCGUUCUUCCAGCUUCCCGCCAUACUCCGUUAGACCUCGCCAUACUGGCUGGUCUGGUGGCCGUCGGAGCGUAGUGAACUGCUCACUCCAUGGUUCUGCCCAAGUCCUGCCACAACUGCCGUGCCCGUCGCCUGCGUUGUGAUCGUUCCGUCCCAGCGUGCCACAAGUGCACCAGCGCCGGGCAGGAGUGUCUUGGCUAUGGCAGACUCUUCAAGUGGGUCAGAAGCGAGCCAUCGAGAGCCCGGGUAACGACCGCCAUCGCGAGGACGUCCGUCUACGGCGCCUCGAAAUCAGACCAUGACGGAUCUCAGCCGGAUACCGCGGCGUAUUCUGGGACUGGGUCACGGGGUCAAUCUGGGCAUGGCCAUCUGGAAUUCCCUCCGCUCGGCCUGCUGCUCACGGACCUAGACUGGUCCUCGCGGCGUUACCUCGAUUACUUCCUCGCUCGUUUUUGUCAAGACCUAGUCAUAUACGAUUCCCCUCGCCCUGGCGCCAAUCCGUUUAGAGAUCUGGCCCACGUGUCCCAGACGUAUCCAUAUCUCAGGGAAAUUAUCAUCGCCGCUUCUGCGCUGCAUUUCUCCAACGCUAUGCGCCCUAGUCCCUCUCGCCCGAAUGCAGAUCCGCGUGUGGGGGCAGACGCUUUUGUCGAUGCGUUGCGUGCACGGGGUAGAGCCAUUAAGGCGCUGCAGGCAGUCGUGCAACACCAAGAGCUGGUAGGCGGUGCCGCGGUCGACGAAACCGAGAAGGACGCAGUACUCGCUGCCGUCCUCUUCUUUGUCAACUUCACGCUCCUCGAUUCGGGGAAGGUCGGUUGGAGAGCUCACAUGAAGUUUGUCGGCAGGCUCCUUAGUAUGCGGGUGCCUGGCUCCCAAUUACCGCAGCAUGAUUUUUCGGCAUCGACGCAGGAGUCGGAACGUGAUGCUGCCCCUUCGCCGGACCCCAAGAUGUCCCACUCUCUCGCUUUCCCGGACUCGCACUCUCCAGCUUCAUCUUUACAAACGCCGAGUGUUUACGACUACAUCGCCUCGGACUCUAUGGCAUACUAUAUUUGGAGUCUAGCACUUGACUCGCUGGUAUCAUCGAGGAACAGGCCUGCCUUAGACAUCCUGACACCCGAUGGCGACGACACCAAAAUCCUGCUCACUCUCCUUCGCACAGAGGCGAAUAGUUACCACAGCUGCCCCGCACGCUUGCUGUACAUCAUAUACCGUACUUCUAAACUGGCAAUGGCUAUUAAGUCGAGUGGUACCAGCGCGCUAAGUGACGAGCAGGUGCAGUCGUGCCUUGAACUCCUCGAGGAGGCCCGAGCAUUUGACGCCGACGCAUGGGCGACCGAUGUCAACGCCAAGAUCGAGGCCUCUAUGGGUUAUGCCGAUGAGAUUCAUAUACGACACAGGAAACACAUAGCCGUGACUUACCGCGCAGCGGUUUGCCUCUACAUACUUCUGGUAGCUCCCGGACUAUCCCUCGACGUGUACCGCCGCUGGGCAUCUAGUGAAGCCACCGAAAGCAGUCUAUUAACAUUUCCCAAUAUCGCGGACCUCACGACGACAAUCCUGCGUCACAUCUCCUUAAUUCCUACCGAUAGCCCUCCGUUCAAAUUCGCUACGUGGCCGGUGUUCCUCACCGGCGUCGAGGCCACGUCCCCAUCUCGACGGAUGCUGGUGCUCGAUCGGCUCAGUGAUAUGAGAAGCCUUCACCACUGGGGCAUGCUGACGUCGACGAUGGAGACGUUGAUAGAGAUCUGGCAGAUCAGGGACAGCUCAUCCGCCACGUACAAACCCGAGGCCGGCGGAGACAUCCACGUCAAAGAACCAACUACGCCUGACAUAGAAGGGAACGGCAACAAUAUGUGGCUGGAACAGCUCAAGAACCUCAAAAUCGACAGCUUGAUCGUGUGACGAGCAUCAAUUCAGAUCAAAUCCAGCGGUCUCAACAGGUUAAUACAUGGGAAUAUACUGACUUAGAAGCAUGCUAUAUUCAAAUGGCCCGU
This is a messenger RNA of Durotheca rogersii, 2063 nucleotides long. RefSeq names its product fungal-specific transcription factor domain-containing protein. The coding region runs from base 160 to 1971 and encodes 603 amino acids. Gene Ontology annotation, molecular function: DNA-binding transcription factor activity, RNA polymerase II-specific; zinc ion binding; transcription cis-regulatory region binding. Gene Ontology annotation, cellular component: nucleus. Gene Ontology annotation, biological process: positive regulation of transcription by RNA polymerase II. The record is from RefSeq and is a predicted model, not a curated record. Lineage: Eukaryota; Fungi; Ascomycota; Sordariomycetes; Xylariales; Xylariaceae. The transcript has 2 exons.